UCCGCCAGGCAUUGCAUGGUGGAAAGCGGAGGUUUCUUUCUCCUUCCUGCUCCAGACCCUGACAGCUUCAGGGGCAGGGCCCGGGGAUCCGCUCCGGUGGCGACUGUAAAAGCGAAAGAAGGAGGCAGUACAAGCAAAAGAGGGGUGACACUAAACCACCCCAAUAUGUCCUCCUCCAGCAAUAGCGCCGACCUGAAAUCCGAACUGUAUUUCCUUAUUGCAAGAUUCUUAGAAGACGGACCUUGCCAGGAAGCAGCACAGGUUCUGAUCAGAGAAGUAGAGAAGAAGGAGUUGCUGCCAACAAGGAUAGACUGGACGGGAAAAGAACACCCCAGGAGCUACCAAAAUUUAGUGAAGUAUUACCGGCAUUUGGCACCAGAUCAUUUACUACAAAUAUGCAGACGAUUAGGACCACUUCUGGAAAAAGAAAUUCCCCAGAGUGUUGUUGGUUUAGAGACCCUUUUGGGAGCAGGCCGCCAGUCUCUCCUGCGCACAAACAAAAGCUGCAAACAUGUUGUUUGGAAAGGCUCUGCUCUGGCAGCGUUACACUGUGGAAGACCUCCAGAGGCACCAAUAAAUUUUGGAAGUCCACCGAGCAUAGCAAGCACACUCUUUUCAAGAAGGCUGAAUGGAAAAUAUAAGUGUGAAAACCUUGUCCCAACAGCUGUCUACCAGCACAUGAAAAUGCACAAGAGAAUCUUAGGGCACCUCUCUUCUGUCUACUGUGUUACAUUUGAUCGUACUGGCAGAAGAAUAUUUACAGGCUCUGAUGACUGUCUUGUAAAAAUAUGGUCAACUGAUGAUGGGAGACUACUAGCAACUUUAAGAGGACAUGCUGCUGAGAUCUCUGAUAUGGCUGUGAAUUAUGAAAACACAAUGAUUGCUGCUGGUAGCUGUGACAAAAUGAUCAGAAUUUGGUGCCUGCGAACAUGUGCUCCACUGGCCAUACUGCAGGGUCAUAGUGCUUCCAUAACAUCGUUACAGUUUUCUCCCUUAUGUAAUGGAUCUAAAAGAUAUCUCUCUUCCACUGGAGCAGAUGGCACCAUUUGUUUCUGGCUUUGGGACGCUGGUACUCUUAAAAUAAACCCACGACCAACUAAGUACACUGAGCGACCUCGGCCUGGAGUUCAGAUGAUAUGCUCCUCCUUCAGCUCUGGUGGUAUGUUUCUGGCAACAGGAAGCAGUGAUCAUAUUAUUAGGGUUUAUUACUUUGGCUCAGGUCAGCCGGAAAAGAUUUCGGAACUUGAGUUUCAUACUGACAAGGUGGACAGCAUCCAGUUUUCUAACACAAGUAAUAGGUUUGUUAGCGGAAGCCGGGAUGGUACAGCUCGUAUUUGGCAAUAUAAGAAGAGAGAAUGGAGGAGCAUUUUGUUAGAUAUGGCUACUCGACCAACAGGAUUGAAGGACAAGGUCAUGGAGCAGUAUUUGACUGCAAGUGUUCUCCAGAUGGUCAACAUUUUGCUUGCACAGAUUCUCAUGGUCAUCUUUUGAUAUUUGGCUUUGGUUCCAGUAGCAAAUAUGACAAGAUCGCAGAUCAGAUGUUCUUCCACAGUGAUUAUCGACCUCUUAUUCGUGAUGGUAACAACUAUGUUCUUGAUGAACAAACACAGCAGGCACCACAUCUCAUGCCCCCUCCAUUCUUGGUAGAUGUUGAUGGGAACCCUCACCCAGCUCGAUAUCAGAGGCUUGUUCCAGGGAGAGAGAACUGCAGAGAUGAGCAUCUUAUUCCUCAGAUGGGUGUGACAUCCUCAGGAUUAAAUCAGGUUCUCAGCCAGCAAGCAAACAACGAAGUAAGUCCUUUGGAUAGCCUUAUUCAAAGACUACAGCAAGAGCAAGACCAGAGACUGAAUGUAGAGGCUGGAAGCAGUAUCAACAGCCGCAUGGGAAGAGCGUCUGUGAGCUCCAUGUCAGAAGUACAUUCACCACCAAAUAUUGGGUUAAGACGUAGUGGGCAAAUUGAGGGUGUUCGACAGAUGCAUAGCAAUGCACCGAGAAGUGAAAUGGCCACUGAGAGAGAUCUUGUGGCUUGGAGUAGAAGAGUUGUAGUGCCAGAACUCCCUGCAGGGGUAUCCAGGAACAAGAGCUUAUGAAGAUUGUUGGGAUUAAAUAUGAAGUUGGAUUGCCAACACUCUGCUGCCUUAAACUUGCUUUUCUAGACCCAGACACUGGCAAGCUAACAGGAGGAGCAUUCACAAUGAAGUAUCAUGACAUGCCAGAUGUAAUAGAUUUUUUAGUUCUCCGCCAACAGUUUGAUGAAGCAAGGCGCAGGCAAUGGACUAUAGGUGAUCGAUUUCGGUCUGUUAUUGAUGAUGCUUGGUGGUUUGGAACUAUUGAAAGCCAGGAGCCUCUUCAGCCAGAUUAUCCAGACAGCUUAUUUCAGUGUUACAAUGUCUGUUGGGACAAUGGAGAUACAGAGAAGAUGAGCCCUUGGGAUAUGGAGAAUAUACCUAACAAUGCGGUUUUUCCUGAGGAGCUUGGCACUAGUGUCCCUUUAACAGAAAUUGAAGUCAGAGGCUUACUGUACAGAACAAUAGAUGGUGAAUGGGGGUGCAGAAAACGAGAAGAAGAAUGUGAAAGAAUUAUUGCAGGAAUAAAUCGGCUGAUAACACUAGAUAUUAGUUCUGCAUUUAUUGCACCAGUGGAUCUCCAAGCCUAUCCAAUGUACAGCACCGUUGUUGCAUAUCCAACUGAUCUCAGUACCAUCAAACAGAGGCUAGAAAACAGAUUCUACAGGCGCCUGUCUUCAUUAAUGUGGGAGGUGAGAUACAUUGAACACAACACCCGUACAUUUAAUGAGCCUGGAAGUCCUAUUGUAAAAACUGCAAAAUUCAUCUCAGAUGUUCUGCUUCAUUUUAUCAAGGACCAAACUUGUUAUGACAUAAUUCCGCUUUAUAACAGCAUGAAGAAAAAGAUCUUGUCAGACUCUGAAGAGGAAGAAGAGAAAGAUGCAGAUGUUCCUGGAAUCUCCACUAGAAAAACAAAGGAAUAUCAACCGAAGCGUAAAUUGCGCAAUAGAACUCAAUCGUAUGAUUUGCAAUCUUGGAAGAAGCAAUGUGAGGAGCUAUUAAACCUAAUUUUCCAGUGUGAAGACUCUGAACCAUUUCGACAGCCAGUUGACCUUCUUGAGUACUCUGAUUAUCGAGCCAUAAUUGAUACACCAAUGGAUUUUGGAACCGUAAUAGAAACUUUAGAAGCUGGAAACUAUGUGUCUCCAAUAGAAUUGUGUAAGGAUGUGAGACUUAUUUUCAGCAACUCUAAGUCAUAUACUCCAAGCAAAAGAUCAAAGAUUUACAGCAUGAGUUUACGGCUAUCUGCUUUCUUUGAGGAACGGAUAAGUACCAUUUUAGCAGAUUACAAGUCUGCUGUGAAAUUUCACAAGAGAAACACAAUAACAAAGCGCAGGAAAAAAAGAAACAGAAGUAGCUCUUCUAGCAGUAGUGCUGCAUCUAGCCCUGAAAGGAAGAGGAGGUACAUAAAACAUCAACAAAAGCCUGAAAACAGUGUUGUAACCCCUGCAUCAGCACCUCUGCGUUCAGCAGCAAAUAAAGCCUCGUCGGCUCAGAUGAAUGGCAAAGUUGCAGAAUUAACUUCGUUAGGUCGCACAAGAAGUAACAGGAGGCAGGGGGAGCCAAAUCUUGCUUCCCAGCCAUCUACAUCUUCAACGUUUAAGCCUUUGUCUGCUAAACAUAAUAAUUCUUUGAUGCUGACAAAAUCAGUGCCAGAAAACACAAUAAAAUCUGUAAAGAGUCAAACUAUAGCAACCAACCCUCUGCAGCCAACCACCAGUACCUUAAUCAAGAAUAGUGUGUCAAAGGAAAACCCAGAGAAGGAUAAAGCAAUUAAACGCAAGAUAAAGAUCUUGAACGGUGCUCCACAAGGAAGGACUUGGGAAGAAAAAAAUGGACGUUCAGGAAAAAAUGGAAGUUCUCAAAAAAAUAUCACAAAAGCAGUAAAAAAAGAUGUUUCAGUACCAGAAACCAUUCAUGUAAAUGGACACAGCAAUCAACCCACCAAACCAGUAGCAAAAGGACGUCCUGGCCGUAAACCUAAGAUAAUUGUAAAUAACAAUGACAACAUUGCUAAAAAUAGUGUUCCGCCACUUAUUCCCAAGAAAAGAGGUAGAAAACCCAAAUACAUCCGAACUGAGGAGCAGCAAAACUCAUCCAAACUAAUUGUUCCAUUUACAAAGGUUAAAGAGCAACCAACCACUUCUACAGGCAACGUUCAUGUAAAGCAAGAGGUUAAGAAUGAAAAUGAGGUACCAAAAAAGCGAAGGGGUAGAAAACCAAAGGUAAAGACAGAGGCAACUAUGACAACUGCUCCUCCUGUACCACCACCAGCUGAGCCUGAACAUAUAGACCUAGGAAUUGUUAAAAUUCAAACCAGAAGCAAAUGUAAAAAGUCAGAGGAGCCAAUGGAUGAAUUGGUAGAUGUGUCUGAUGACCCAAAUCUUUCUGAAACCCAAAUGAGAACUAGAAACCAGGGAAGGAGGACUGCAUUUUACAAUGAGGAAGAUUCUGAAGAGGAGCAAAGGCAGCUACUGUUUGAAGAUACCUCUUUAACAUUUGGUACCUCUAGUAGAGGAAGGGUGCGGAAACUGACUGAAAAGGCAAAGGCAAAUUUAAUUGGCUGGUAACAAAGCAUUGUAGUUAAAAUGCUUAAAAGCAGCUUCACUAAAUACUUUACAAACUGCUCUUGUGCUGCUAUAAUAGGAGGGAAUAGACAGUGAUAAAAGUGGAAUUUAUAUUUUAGACCUUUCAUAUUUAUUAUAUAUGAAGUGGGUUUACACAUUUCACAAUUCAUAGUUGACAAACUGACAAAGACUAACAAGAUUUGCUUAAUUCAGGCAAAUAGUCUACUUACAGCAUUGUGAAAUGUGCACUAGCAACAGGGCUUUGUACAGCAAAAUGACUAUUUUUAACAAAUGAGGGUACACUAUAAUGCAGAGUUUAAAUAAUUUUAUUGAUAAUGGUAACCAUUUGGGGGUUUUGUGUUUCCUAUAUGUAUAAAUGAAAUGUUACCACAAUGUAUGCAUCCAAAACAAAAACUAGUAAUGGUAACCCUGGGCUUGUGUGUUAUCACAUACAAAGUUAUUGACAUAUCUUACAUACAUAUAUUUAUAUAUCAAUUAUAUCCACAUUGGAAGAUUUUCAUUUGUCUAAUUUUUCAGACCUUGAUUCCGCCAGUCAAUCACUAAAUCAGAGUAUUGUGCCAAAGACUGAGACUAAAGACAGUUAAAUCCUGUAAUUUCUGUCAGAACUGCGCACAAUUUUUGUGUAUAUGUAUAUAAAAAAAUAUAUAAAAGCAGGUGUAUAUUCGUCUUAAGGUAUUGUAUACUGUGCUUACUUAUCCUGUUUUGGUACUUUUGUUAUUAAGAAAAAGAAAAAGGAAUAAAAAAAAUAACCUGUGGCAGGGUACUUUUAAGAUUUUAGAAAAUGUAAACCCUAUAGAUUUAAUUGAAAUUUGUAUAUAUAUAUAUAUAUAUAUAUAUUUCAACAAUAAUUGUGAUGAUUAGUGAUAUUGAUUAUUGUAAUGAACAUGCUGCGUUUUCUUAAACAUAUAAUAAUAAUGUAUAUUUGUUCAUAUCAAGCUAAAGAAAUGUAGAGAAAACAUAAGGGACUGUAGAGAACUAUUCUCUACAACAGAAUACUUGGCAGUGUAUGCUAAUCAAUAUUGCUUUGCUAAAUUGAUUUUUUAAAGAUCUGGAAAUGAACUACUUCAUAGGAAAUCUACAGAACUACCUUUGUAUGCUCCUUGUUUACUUGCAACAUACUUAAUAGGAUAAAAUGUGUAUAUAUUAAAUGUGUGUAUAAAAGUAUGUGUAAUUAUACGCAUAGGUUUACACGCAUUACACACCUAAAAUCCUGUUUGUUUGUUUUUUAUAAAUAACAUGGGUUUUAGAUAGUAAUAUAAUUGGGGAAAAGUUUUAAAAUGUCAAGUUUUCAUUUAAUUUUAUAGGUUGGAAGUUUACUCUUCAUUACUGAAAGGUCAUUUUCCAUUUAGGCUUUUUAUGUCAAUACACAAUGCUGUUUUUUUUAUUCUGAUAAAAGUUAAUAGAAGUUGGAAGCAAAAUGUCAUUUAAGUUGUGUGCCUUGUAUUUUAUUUUAUUAUAUUUUCUGUAUGUUUAUAGUUACACAAAUUAGCUGAAUGUAUUAAACAUUGCACUGCUGUAGAAUAAAAAAGCAGUUAUUUAUUUCUUUAUAAUACACUUUGCUGUUAUAACAUUCAGAUUAUUUAUACAGUUGUGUGAUUAACACAUUGGUGAACUUUUUUUCUUAUGUUUAUUCGCAGGACUUGAUAAGUUUUAUAUCAAACAUAGGAGACUGCCAAAAAAGAAUGUCAGUUCCCCAUUUUUAUGAAUAAUUAAAGAAAAAAAUAGGGGUCAGGCAUAAAAUUGAAGGAACUUUGCCUCCCUGGCUCCUGGUAUUUGUUAUUCCUCGGUUUUGUUUUUUUUCUGAAUUUAUUUAACAGUUGAAUAAUAGUAGAAUCAUGGUAUGGAGAGAGAAAAAACACAUUCCAAAUGACUGUCCAUUUAAUUCACAUUCAUUUUCCUCUAUGGCUUUUAUAUGGUCACUUUUAUAUGCCAAAUAUUUUAGCAGGUUUCAGCAGAAAUCUCAAGAUUAAUCAUUUUAAAAAUGCAUUAUUUCUUUUUUGACUGAAGAGAAUAAGAUCACUACAUUAGGGGUACUAACCCGUAUAAAUUUCACAGGUUUCAUAGGGCAUCCUCUGUAGUUUAUUUUGUUUAUUUUUCUAUCUCUGUAUUAAGUUAAAUUAUCUGACAAAAUCCACUGACUGAAAGUUAAAACGUGAUUCUCACUAUAUUUCGCUACCCCUGCAAGCUGCAAUAUCACCCUUGUUAGCAAAGGGCUUUCUCUACAUGUUUUCUGUAGAAUUAUCCUUGUAACCACUGUAAUGCUUCUGUAUGUUUUUACACUUUUAUAUGAAAAGAAAUCCUGUAUACAAUAUAAAAAAUAUAUUUUUAAAAAAAUACAAGCUCACAUAUUGUUUUAGGAUUUAAUGCACAGAUUGUUUCUCUUUCAUACUGUAUAUUUAAUUUUUAAAUAAUGCUUUUUCCUUGUUUCGUAUUGUCAUUUAAUAGUAUAUUUGUUUAAAAAAAAAGUUUUGUAUAAUUUGAAGUAGUCUUCACAACAUAUUAACAUUCUGUUUGACUUGAAAAGUGAUGCUUUUGAAAGCAGGUCAGAUAACCUGCUGCCCAACAUGCCCUAUGUACAAUUAUUCCUGUGAAACUUACAAUUUGGGCAGACAUGCAAAUUAUUACCUUAAGUGCUGAGCCUGUUUUAUUAACAUUUAUGUGCUAUAUUUAAACAUACAUUCUUAUGAUUUUUUUCUGCUGUGAGUAAAACUUUUUUUUUUUUUUUUGUCCCAUCAUUUUCAAAAUAAACUUACUGAUUGUGGAUCCCAAUUAGGAAAAAUACACUCCCUAUAAUGGAAGUGUUUUUCUGAUUAUAUUUUAUUUUAAUAAAUGUCAUAGCAAACAA
Bombina bombina (fire-bellied toad) is the source of this 7499-nucleotide messenger RNA. It is a transcript of the gene PHIP, whose product is annotated as pleckstrin homology domain interacting protein. The record is from RefSeq and is a predicted model, not a curated record. Lineage: Eukaryota; Metazoa; Chordata; Amphibia; Anura; Bombinatoridae. Gene Ontology annotation, biological process: cytoskeleton organization; regulation of transcription by RNA polymerase II; regulation of cell shape. Gene Ontology annotation, molecular function: protein binding. Gene Ontology annotation, cellular component: nucleus.